This is a messenger RNA of Boeremia exigua, 1959 nucleotides long. RefSeq lists its product as uncharacterized. The coding region runs from base 55 to 1776 and encodes 573 amino acids. Lineage: Eukaryota; Fungi; Ascomycota; Dothideomycetes; Pleosporales; Didymellaceae. The transcript has 3 exons. The record is from RefSeq and is a predicted model, not a curated record.
GCCGUUUCUCCAUUUUGCUGCUGCAAAUACCCAGGAAACAUUUGUUCGCUCAAUAUGGAAAUAGCUGGAGUUACUUUGGGUGCCAUUCCUUUGAUUCUAGUCGCCCUCGAGAAGUACGCAACAGUAGCGAGGAUUUUGAAAGACUAUGCCGACUACGAAGCUACGCUCAGCAGGCUCCAGAUAACUCUCUGGAUACAAGAAGAGCAGUACGACGAUACUAUGGAGUCGAUUGGUCUGAAUGAUGUUUCUCUUGAUGAUGUCGAAACACAUUUGCGCCAAAGACAUCCACACAAAUGUGACAAGUUCAUGAGCAUAAUCAGACGCAUCAACGCCACAGCGGAGAGAAUCGCAGGUAUGCUUGAGGUCGGAACUCCCACAAAACCGAAGUGGAGACAAGAAAGUGAGAAGCGCUUCAAGGCGGAGAUGCAGAGAAUACUUCUGAGUCUGGACCUGGAGGAUGGCGAGUUAAGACAACUGUUCAACGAGUUGAGCGCCCUGAACAAAGCAUUAAAGAACUGCUUCGGGAAGAUGGAGGUCCCGUCAGCAGAGACGGCCGACAAUCGUGUCGUCAAGCGCUUACAUGCAUGCUUCGACGCCGAUCAAUGUGUUACUGCUAACCAAAAUGCUCGACUUUUACACGGCGCGUUUCAGGCUGGGUGGGGCUGUACAUGCUCUGUGGCCCACAAAGGCUGCCUGCGGUUGACCUGGCAUGCAGAAAAGUGGCUGUCUCCGGCGAAGUUCGAGAUGGCUUUAUCAUACGCAAGUACACCGUCUGGGGCGGCACAUGAACUUUGGAGACAGUUCAAGGUAAAUGUAGAGGAUGUAAGGCUACCGGUGUCGAUGCCACCUGCCACAGCUCCCAAGCAAGUGGCGCCAGCCAAGUCAGGGUUGUUGGAGGGAGUCAGCAAAACACUUAAAAGAGUGAGGAUCCAGGAACAUCCAGCUCCAGUCAAGGGUCAUUCUGCAGUAAACACACCGGUAUCAAUACCAGCAGCCAGUCUAGCUCGUACACCCAGUCAGAUAACAAACCUUUGCUCGGAUAUCCGACACUGUGCCGAUACCGCAAUAGAACUGGGAUAUUUGGUACACCCGGAUCCCGCUUUCACACAACAAGUUCGACUUCACAGUACACUAGCAAAGCCAUCUGCCAUUGUCGGCUCCCAUGCGUUGAUAGGGCAAGCGAAGAAAGCACGCCUCGGACGCAAGCGGCGAUUCGAGGUAGCAGCAUCUGUAUGCUGGGGUGUGCUCCUCCUUGCAGAUACCGACUGGCUCAGUGAGGACUUGACCAAAGACGAGGUCCAGCUCAUGACGAGCACCUGUAAGACUCAUGUGCGAGACGGCCUGGAAGACACGUAUGUUUCGUGUACUUUCGAGGGCUCGGCUUCGAACAUGAACCAACCGCCACCUACUACAUCGCCCCCGCGAAGCUUCAUACGAAACCGGACACUAUUCGCCUUAGGCGUACUGCUGAUGGAGCUGUGUCUAAACCGGGCGUUCCCAGCGCUCAGGAAUGAGUUACAGGGGAACACUGCACCCAUAAAUCCUGGAUCGACAACGGUUGAGGAUAUAGAUGAAUGUCUGGAAGAAGUGUACGACGAAGCCGGCGACGAGUACGGCUAUGCCGUCCAAAGAUGUCUGCGUUGCGAGUUCCCAGGCCCAGAUCGUCAGAAGACUUUCCAGCAUCCACCGUUUCGGACACACUUCUUUCGUGGAGUAGUAGCUCCUGUUCAAGCGACGUAUGAGAUGAUCUCGAAUCCGACAGUGAUGGUAGUCUAGGCAUGUGAAUGCAUACCCCCAAACGUACACCAAGAGUAGCUACACUACCAAAGGAACACUGCUCCAGUUCAAGCCUCAAUGAUAUCCACCAAGCAUUAAUAAGGCCUUAAAGGAACACAUGAGUCCUUCAUUCCCAAAGGCUGAUACAUAGUGCGGUCCCACUUCAUAGUCUAGUUCACUUUU